UGCACGUUUCGAAGAGCUUGGCCAUGUCGGGGUGGUCGGAUCCUGGGCGCAUGGCCCUCCUCGCGGAGAGUGGCAUCCACAUGCGUGGCAGCUGGACCGGGUUAAUGGAUCAUUUGAUUGCAGCUUCCCUCAACGCAAGGUGAAGACAGUCUACAAUCCCUGUGGCCCACUGCCCUGGAACAAUCGCAACCGAAGCCUUCUCUUCUUCACAGGAUUUUUCAACUUGACGCUGCAGAUAGACAACCUAAUCUUUGACGUUUCAAGCGUCUCAAGCCCUUUUGCAAAGAGACGUUUUUGGCCAGCCUCACAAGACUCACCUUGCAGUGGUCCGGACGAUGUGCACGAUUCCACCUUUCUCGGAGGCUACCCUGUUCGUUUGGUUCAGCAAGGGAGGUAUUUGCACCACUGGUUGAUCGUGAACGUGACUUGCGGGGCAGGCGCAGCAAACACGGCCGUUUUGGAGCUGCGCGUCUGGCCUAAGUGCCUUGAUGUUCACCUUAUUGGAGACGACGUGGACUUCCUGGGACACUUCCAGGAAGAUGGCUUCGCUACAGUCGCUGGACGCGGAUAUAGUGGGGUGGGCCUUUGCUACUCAGUGCCAAGGAGAAAGUUCGAUGAGGCGUCCGUGCCUGCAGACUGCUGCCCGCUUGGUGAGUCUCUUUGUGGAUUUGGUCCUUCCAAAACGUGUGCCAGGCCAUUGAGGACAGCGGGUGGGAUACCCCGUCCCUUGGUGUACGAUGAGAUCGGACCAGGUCUUCCUGCGUGGGGUGAUGGUCACGCAUGGCGUGUGCUUUUGAAAAGCCAAGAGAAGAAUCAUGCCUUUCAGGUGUUGCAAGUGUGCUUCGUAAUAUCAGCGGGAAGCCGUCAGGUGUACACCUGCAGUUGAGCAAAAAUUGGCACCUCAACGACUGUUACUGGGGUCGCAUUCGCUAUGAUGGCACAUGGUACUCUGCCAUUGUCGAGCUGUCUCUUCCGCCUUUCACACAGAUCCAUGCGGAGCUGUUGGUCGUGUACCAAUUCUUUGGGCGGCUUCAUAGCGUGUCCCAUGCACAGCUCUCCCUCAUAGGGUGGCCGGGCUCCAAUGGCUUGUGGGAGGAAGUUGGCCUCGGGGCUGAGGGUGAGUCGAUCACCUACGAACCCAACUUGCAGCAGAGGCGGAACAUGAUUCUUGACACUCGGCCCUUCCUGGUUUGUGCGAUGGACACUCCCAAAUGCCAUUGCUUCAAGGAGGUCAACUCGAGCGGCAGCUUUGCAGAGAUACGAUGCGAGUCAACCAAGGCCGAAGGCUGUCUGGGAGAUGUGGAAACCACCGGCUGGACGGAGAAUCAUGGUGGCUCUGACUUUCUCGUGGCCAUCAAUGAAACUGGGUCUUAUCAAUACCUCACAAAUGUCACAUCUUGGCAUUUCUCCAAUGGCCCACGCCUCACGAAUGCCAGCUACGACGGCCUCACCUCUGAUGGCGCAGUGCAGGUUCAGCGGCAGGUAAGCACCUGGGCCACGCAAGACUUUGCUCGACAUUUGCACUCUUUUCGCUACAAGGUCUUGAGGAAUGUCUCCUAUCCACGGUUUGCACUCUACGUCCUCGGAGCUGACUGGUACAACUUUGUAGCUGAUCCAAGCUUUAUCUAUGGUGACAUGAAUGGGCUGCACGGGAUGGCUUCGAAUCUCUCAGAGCAGCUGGAGCGAUACGAAUACUCCACGACCUUCAGACACAUGUCUUGUCAUGUGCCCUGCUGGUUUGCCAUGCUCACAAAGUCUACUCAGGAGACGCAUCAUGCCCAUCGUGGUCUCAUUUUGAGACAAUUUUCUGCAGAGGUUGGAGGAAGACGUGAAGGUCCAACAUUCUCUCUCAUCGGCGCUGACCACUUUGGCCAACGCACGUUGGGCUUGGAGCUGGGGGCUGGCAGUGCCCAACACUUUCAGGCUGGGGACACCAUCUCUGGCGAAGUGGAACUUUUGCUGUAUCCCAAGAAAGAGUCCGUCUACUAUGGUCGAGCAGCAUUGCAGCUACAAAACGACUGGGAGUUGGUUUUCCGAGAGACCCAGUUGGAGGUGCAUGUGCUGGAGGGUCAGCUUCAACGCAAGCAUCCUUUGCGCCUUCUUGUGAAUGCCAGAGGACAGGCAGAAUUCAAUUUCAGUAUACCAGCGAACUACUCAGGAGUGCUGCCUGUGACCAUUGCCGGGGUCGAGGGCUUGCAGGGUUGCCUGCAACACUUCCAGCACGAAGUCUGCAAAGCGGAGUUCGAAGGUGGCGAGUUCCAAGUGGAUUACAUAAUGAACGAAGGCUAUUCAUACACCUACAGCUUGCCAGACGUGGAAGAGCCUCACUUUUACUUUGACUCUGACUGUGGGGCAGCUGGCUAGCUGAUGAGUCACUGGACCAGUCGACCAGCUGAGUCGGUUGAGAUGGCCUCAGAAGCGUAAGAAGACGCCAAGUCUGAAUUUCCACGAAGCUCCUGAGAAGACCUGCAAGGACGGCUCAUGUCUGUCAUUCCAGAGUACGGACACAUCGCUCUGGGUCCUGUUGGGUACGACUGGCUGCAGAAGGAGAUUCGAUGUGAAGCACAUCGUGGAGACCGGACACAGACUUUGGAGACUAAACAUCGUGGAGACUUUGUCAGCGUAAAAUCUCUAUUUCUUGGUGAGUGAGUACCAACCAUGUGCUCAUAGCAGAGGCUUGGCAGAGGGCUGAUGAAGCAGUGUAACAAGCUAAAGCCUCCGCUCCGAGCUUCUUUUGGGAUGGCUCACCAUGAUAGCAGGCAGGAGG
This is a messenger RNA of Durusdinium trenchii, 2767 nucleotides long. The record is from the annotation of a GenBank genome assembly. Lineage: Eukaryota; Dinophyceae; Suessiales; Symbiodiniaceae.